Messenger RNA from Hemibagrus wyckioides, 4243 nucleotides. It is a transcript of the gene nudt4b, whose product is annotated as nudix (nucleoside diphosphate linked moiety X)-type motif 4b. Gene Ontology annotation, biological process: diadenosine hexaphosphate catabolic process; diadenosine pentaphosphate catabolic process; adenosine 5'-(hexahydrogen pentaphosphate) catabolic process. Gene Ontology annotation, molecular function: bis(5'-adenosyl)-hexaphosphatase activity; bis(5'-adenosyl)-pentaphosphatase activity; endopolyphosphatase activity. Gene Ontology annotation, cellular component: nucleus; cytoplasm. The coding region runs from base 403 to 924 and encodes 173 amino acids. The record is from RefSeq and is a predicted model, not a curated record. NCBI's taxonomy places the organism in Eukaryota, Metazoa, Chordata, Actinopteri, Siluriformes, Bagridae. The transcript has 5 exons.
GCAGCCCACACACACACACACACACUAUAUAAACCAGAGACUUGCAAAUGAAAUCUUCCAACAACAAAAAAUAGAAUGGACACUUUGAGCACCAGAAGGAUAAAUGGGUGAUUUGUCAAUCGAAGGACGCUGUUGUUGUGUUUUGGUGAUAGAUCCUCUCAGGAGGUGUGUUCGAAGACGGUUUCUUUUGGCGCACCGAUGCCGGUUCUUCUGUAUCUCCUGCCUUAGCACUUGCUAAUCCAGCGGACUCGUUUGUGUUCAUCGUGCCUUUCUCUACUUUGGGAAUAUCUGGAGAACUCUAAAGCGACGCACACGCAUACACUCACGCACACGCAUAUACACACGCACACGCAUAUACACACGCACACGCAUAUACACACGCACACGUACGCGCGCGGCGUCAUGAAGUUCAAACCCAACCAGACGAGAACGUACGACGGUGAAGGCUUCAAGCAGCGAGCGGCGUGUCUGUGUUUCAGGAACGAGCGAGAGGACGAGGUGUUGCUGGUGAGCAGCAGUCGGCAUCCAGAUCAGUGGAUCGUCCCGGGGGGAGGAAUGGAGCCAGAGGAAGAGCCGUGUGGUGCAGCAGUGAGGGAGGUUUAUGAAGAGGCUGGAGUGAAGGGGAAACUGGGUCGACUCCUGGGGGUGUUUGAGCAUAACCAGGACAGGAAGCAUCGCACCUACGUGUAUGUCCUGACUGUGACGGAGACUCUGGAAGCGUGGGAAGACUCUGUCAAUAUUGGUCGGAAACGAGAGUGGUUCCCGGUAGAGGAGGCGAUAAAGAUCCUGCAGAAUCAUAAGCCUGUUCAUGCAGAGUAUCUGAGACACCUUCAGCUCAGUUGCUCCACCACCAACAACGGCAACAUCCUCUUGCCUCCUCCACCUCCCAACGACAACACAGCCCGAGCUGCAGCAUGCAGAUAGGACUACUCGCUCGCUCACUCACACUUCCUCUUUUGCUUUUUGUUUUCUUUUUUCCUCUCACAUGCAUUCCCUCCAGGCUGUAAUCUCUGGAUCUGUACACACACACACAGACAUGUUCCUGGACCCCAGAAUCGUCCAGGAUUUUAAAAAGUGCUUUUGCUGCAAGGACUUAGUUACAGAUGCCUUAAAAACAACCAUGUUUUGUUUUUUUGUUGUUUUUUUUUUUAAGCAAGGUUGUCAUUUUCUUUUAGGAUUUUCCUCUCACCGGCUUGAAUUAUUCCCAUCACCACGGCAACGACCCAUGCUCCGUGUCCAUCAGCUUUGCAGACUGAAUUACCUCAACUCCUCCCCAGAUGAUUCCUGCAUAUCCUGGGGAUUAUGGAACUGUUCUUUUGGAACUGGUGCCUGCUGUUUUAAAGGAGCCGUUUGUCUUCUUUUCUUUCUUUGUCAACAUCCCGUGCUGUCUGCGACGAAAGAUGUAAACAAAAGCAUUGCUCAAACUUUCUCUUUUCCUCCAGCACCAUUUUGUUGAAAUGCCUUCUGAGUUUAAGGAGAAGGGACUGACGCUUGGAUCUGGCUGAUGUUCUGGGCCAGAAAAAUGAAAAUGGAGGCUGAAAUGAAGAAAACUAGCCACAGCUGUUGCAUUGUGACAUAGUGACUUGCAGUUUUUCUAACACAUCUUUGCUACUUUAGGAGUUUUAGAGUUCUAGAAACACUUUUAAAAUUUACACACUGCACCUUUUAAAUGGGAGAGAAAUGGAUAAAGGGUCACAUUCGGUACUUUUUUUUUGUUUUGUUUACUCUCGGUUAUAAGUCUGUUGUUUAGUCUUGCAUUGCUAUAGAAAUCUCCUCAAUGCAUCCCUUUAAGCGCUAUCCCUUUAACACUAGUCUGGAGCACGCCAUUCUCAGAGGCGUGAGAAACCUACAACAUGAUCUUGCCACGUGAUCAGAGUGUUAUUCAGGGAGCAAUCGUAUCAUGGCCCUAAAAAUCAGCAGAAAAUUUAGCUCCGUUAGAUUUGAGCUAGUGCUAUAAGGCUAACGGGUAAUGGCGACUUUAUGACCACCGGUUAAACCGCUAAAACUCCCCCAGAGUAACAAAAUUAAUUCUAUUCAUAGCAACUGCAUGUAAAGCGUCGAAGUUUUAGAAUUCAGUAUAUAUAAACAUCAGUGCAGUUUCUCUUCCUCUGACCAAGGCCAGUGUGUUUGUAAAUAUUUUGCAGAACUGAACGUUAUUGUCAAGGUUUUUAAGUGGAAACAGAUGUAUUAACCUUUGCUGAAAUCUUUUUUUAUUACUUUUUGUUUUAAAUUUAUGAUUAUGACCGUGAUUAAAAAACAGAACUCUGAACAGCAGAGCUGAAUUUAAUUUAAAUUCCAGAACAAUAGCUGGUCUCCACUCAACCUCUCAGACCAGAAGAGGGGCAUCUAAGAGUGAAGGGUGUGUGUGUGUGUGUGUGUGUGUGUGUGUGUGUGUGUGUGUGUGUGUGUAAGAAUGAGGGAGAGAGGGGUGUGUGUCUGAGAAAAAGAAAGAAUGAGGGAGAGAGGGGUGUGUGUCUGAGAAAAAGAAAGAAUGAGGGAGAGAGGGGUGUGUGUGAGAGAGAGAGAGAUGGUUGUGUGUGUCUGUGAGAAAAAGAGAAUGAGGGAGAGAGAGAGAGGUGUGUGUCUGUGAGAAAAAGAGAGAAUGAGGGAGAGAGAGAGAGGUGUGUGUGUGUGAGAGAGAGAGAGAUGGUUGUGUAUGUGUCUGUGAGAAAGAGAAUGAGGGAGAGAGUGGUGUGUGUGUGUGUGUGUGUGUGACAGAGAGAGAGAAUGAGAGAGAGAGGUGUGUGUGAGAGAGAGAGAGAAUGAGAGAGAGGUGUGUGUGUGUAAGAGAGAGAGAGAUGGUUGUGUAUGUGUGUGUGAGAAAGAGAGAAUGAGGGAGAGAGAGGUGUGUGUGUGUUGCUGUCAUGUGGUCAGUGCAGCACUGUUGAUGAUGAUGAUGAUGAUCUUCUCUGCAUGGUGCUGAACGUUUCACUGUGUCAGUUUGUAAAUCUCCAGAUUUCUGACUGAUUCCCAAAAUAAAUGACUGGAUCCUGAACCCUAAAAUUAGACCCUCGGAGUAAAGCAUUUACAUUUCUGUUCUUUCUUUUUAUUAUGAUUAAUGUACACAAUGUGGUUAACUGCUUUCGCUUCUUCUUUUGUGAGAAAAACGAGGUAACAAACAUCAAUUGGAAAAGCAGUUAACACCGUCACAUGUCCAAGUGACCGUGUGAGAAAAUGCGGCAAAUCAGAUGUGGUAAUACAUUACCUGCAAGUUUCUCUUCCAGACAUUGGGUUAAAAUUUGACCUCAGUUCACUGUUAAACAAUUACACCUACAAGCCCAAGGCCAGGUUUAAUAUUUGGUUAUAGGUCAUUAGAAAUCCUGUCUAAUCAAAUCCUACAUGUCUGUGAUUACUGGCUCAGGAGGGCAAAAGGAUCAAGGCUUGGACUAAACUAAAAAAAAAUGGGGAACUUUUAAUCAACAUUUUCAGCAUUCGUGUGACUUUUCAUGACAUUUUCAUAAAAUGUAAAAUAUUGGUGGCUACCUGAACAAUGCUGCUAAACCCCACCCUCACCUGAUCAACUGGAUGAUGUAUUUACAUGAACAUUUAACAAAAAAAAAAAAAAACUUUCUCUGAGAGCUGUAUUUUGGUUAAAACAGAACUGUGUGUGUUUCGUCUCUGAAUCUGCCCUGCUUGUGAAUGCAAAAAUGCCUCUCUAGUGCCAAGCUUUCAGGGAUACGAGAGGAUUCUGUUUGUUCUCUUAAACUCUUAACAAACUUCCUGUCCUUCCGUACAGCCAGGCCAGCUUUCCUUCAGGAACUACUGGAGUGUUUUUCCCGUUUCUCACACAUUUUCCUUGCAAGUCGUGACCUCUUGAGCCUGGAAAAGAUCCCUCUUGUGGCCCUGAUGCUCCUUCUCUGGAGGGUUAGACAGUGUGUGCUGUGGGGAAAAAAACGUGUGUAAGCCAUACAGAAAUCUACACAUGAUUCUAUACAUCAGUGACAUCAGUGUUUCAUAUUUAUAGAGUAAUUUACUUGGGGUUUUUUGGGGUUUUUUUUUUUUUUUUUUUCUUCAGAUUAAAACUAGAGAAAGGCUUGUCUCAUUUGCUGAAACUUUUUAGUUUACGUUUAUAAAAUGGACUCAGUUGUUAGUAUGUGCUUGAACCCAGACUGUGCUCCUUUUUUUCCCUCUUAAUGCAGUCUGGUUAACUGUUUCUCUCUUCUUUUUAUGUGACUGUGUACUGAAGGAGAUUUUGAUCUGACUGCACAUUGUCUUGUAUUUCGAAACAACUCUCACUGGUUGG